GUAGCAUCAGCAACAUCCCGUCAUCAGUGGUAUCCCACCCACAUUCACAAAAUCAAGACCGUUUCGCCGCGCCGCUCGAUGCUCGAUGGCGCACACGCAGCCCGAGACAUCGACGCUGCCGCUGCCGCCGGAGCACGUCAAGGCCAUUGAUCAGCUGCGCAUGCGCCUGUCAGGCCUGUCGACCUCCAUCGGCCUCCUACUGGCCGAGCUGCAGAGCCCCAAGCAUGACCCGUUGCUCGCAUGGCCAGAGCUGCAGAAAGCGUCCGUUAAGCUGGGCGCGAAUCUCGAGGCACUCGCCAGCGCAUUGAGCUCGCAGCGCCAGCUCUUCACCUCCCUGCACGUUUACCCCUUGCCCACCUUUCCCGGCGACACCCAGGAGGCGCUGUUGCAACAGCUGCUGCGUAAGAAGCUGGAAACAAAAGCCGAGGACUGGAUCGAAGAGAGUGUGCACAUCAGUGAUGACCCGCGCAGCAACGGCGCCGCUGGUGUCCUGAAGGCCGAGGACAUGCGAGACUUGUGGUCUUCGGCCAUGGAAAUCCAACAGGCCAUGGUCGCUCAGCUGACCGAAGACCAAGUCUGGGAUGACGACUACACGAUACGCGAGCGCGAGAUGGGCGUCGACAAGGUCAUCACAGGCCUGAAGCGGAAGUUGGAUCAGGGAGAAGAAGACGAAGAAGACGACGACGACGACGAUGAUGUAGAUGAAGACGGCGAGGGGAAAGCUGAAAAGGACGACCUGGUUGGUGAGGCAGACAGGAUGGAUGUGGAUGGGCCUCAGGCUCCUGCGGUGGCUGGCCUGACCACUAGUCUGCCUCCUCUGCUGCUCGACAGCGUGCUCAAGUACGCUCAUGGACAGGAUGUGCCCUAG
Messenger RNA from Sphaerulina musiva SO2202, 868 nucleotides. RefSeq lists its product as uncharacterized. The transcript has 2 exons. Gene Ontology annotation, cellular component: core mediator complex; mediator complex. Gene Ontology annotation, biological process: regulation of transcription by RNA polymerase II. The record is from RefSeq and is a predicted model, not a curated record. Gene Ontology annotation, molecular function: RNA polymerase II cis-regulatory region sequence-specific DNA binding; transcription coregulator activity. NCBI's taxonomy places the organism in Eukaryota, Fungi, Ascomycota, Dothideomycetes, Mycosphaerellales, Mycosphaerellaceae. The coding region runs from base 86 to 868 and encodes 260 amino acids.